AUGGGUUUUGGUUACGCUUUACAGAUAAUAAUUAACGGUGAAGUUGUUAAAGAACCGUAUACAAUGCUUAGGGCUGGUUCGGAAUUGGUUUAUCAUAGGCUUCCAUGGAGAGAGCCCGAUGCGCCAUACUUGCUUCAAGUUUUACAUGAAGAUGAUGAUAUGAUUGCUUUGAACAAGCCGUCCGGUCUUCAAGUGUUACCUGGAGGGCUUUUCCAGCAACGGACUGUUUUAAUGCAACUCCAGUGGAGGGCAAGCAAGGACAGCACUACCCUAGCAAGCCAAGGAUCACAUCCUGUUCCUGUUCAUCGCCUGGGAAGGGGUACAUCAGGAAUACUACUUUGCGCAAAAACAAAGGUCGCCAAAACUAGCCUUGCUGCAUAUUUUGCUGAUGGGACAUCCCUUAUUGGAAACAACAGCAAUACCAACAUAGAGCAGAGAAAAAAGAGGAAAAUUUCAAAGAUAUAUCGAGCGCUAGUGAAUGGGAUACUGAAUCAGGAUAAGAUUAUCAUCAAACAGCCAAUUGGAACAAUGCGUUACCCUGGAGUGGCCAAAGGGUUGUAUGUUGCUUCUCCCUCAGGUAAACAAGCUUUGAGCAAAGUUGAAGUCCUUGAGAGAGAUGCACAACGAAACCACACAUUGGUCCAGGUUGAGAUUGAAUCAGGACGCCCACACCAAAUUCGCAUUCAUCUUUCUUUCAUAGGGCAUCCUUUACUGGGUGAUCCUCUUUAUGACAUCGGAGGGCAACCAAAGUGCUUUGAUUCUGAACAUGAGGAUGAGAGUUUUGCCAAAGACGGGUACAGAUUCAUUCAGAACUCAUAUGUUAUCUUCUUAUCAAAUCCAGAAUCCUACAACUUUGACUUCACUUCUUGUAGAGGAUACGAGAGGCCAGCAAAACCUGUCCCAGGAGAUUGUGGCUACUACUUGCAUGCACAUCAAUUGGUUCUCUCGCACCCAACCAAAAAUGAGGUUGGCAUUCAAUAA
Messenger RNA from Dovyalis caffra, 981 nucleotides. The record is from the annotation of a GenBank genome assembly. NCBI's taxonomy places the organism in Eukaryota, Viridiplantae, Streptophyta, Magnoliopsida, Malpighiales, Salicaceae.